Molecule: messenger RNA, 2823 nt
Organism: Blastomyces gilchristii SLH14081
Lineage: Eukaryota; Fungi; Ascomycota; Eurotiomycetes; Onygenales; Ajellomycetaceae
Exons: 1
Coding region: 700-1986 (428 amino acids)
Source: RefSeq, a predicted model, not a curated record
CGUAUACUUGUAUUUUGUAUGGGCAGUAGUUACAGUACCAGAUACGAUACAUACGGUGCAACUGCGCUCGCCGCUGCGCUGCCGGCUGCGGCUUUGCCAACUUCUCAACAUCUCAACAUCUCAACACCAAUCUUUCUCUCCUCCUCCUCCUCUCUCCACCAGCUUUCAGCUUGACGUGGUUUAGGUGGCUCCCGCGUCACUUCGCUUCGUCUCUUAUGUCGAUACAUGUUUAUUAUUACGGCAACCAGCAGUAUGGAUGAAUCUGCUGCUUCUGCUUGGUUUUGCUCCUUCAAACUUUAAGCUUUUAGCCGACGACGACGACGACGACGACGGCUACUGCUUCUCUUGAAACUCUGCGGCCAAAGCAACCGCCCCAAAAGUCCCCAAUAUAACAUAUCCUUGAAUCGGGAUUCCCUUUCUAUCCGGAUAUCUCCCUUCACCGGUUUUGGCAAACGCUCUCUUGAAUCCCUUUGAAGGUUGCAACCCCGGACCCGCCGAACACCACGGUUCACCCGUGCGGGUAGGGUCAUACAACAAAACAACCUUAACCCUAAAAGCUCUCCUUCUUGUAUCGGCAUACUCAAGGUAUAUUAACUUGAGUUCGAUACAUCAUAGAUGACCCACUAGAAAGCAUAUGCCCGGAGGUAUAAACCUUACUAGAAUUAUUCUUAUAUUUCACAGAACCAACCCACCAGCAAAAUGGCUCCUCCCAAGCUAAAAAAGACCUCUUUGAGCCCUCCCCACCAACAUUUUGGAUAUAAAGACGACGAUGCUAGAGCUGCCAUAAGAGCUACGCGCUUCGUAAGUGCACGAACAAACCGCUCCUCUCCACGCUCAACAAGCUCGCCAUCUAGACUUGACGGUUCGGAAGACUCGCAACCUUUCCCAUCAGUGCACGACAAGCGCUCCGCUUCACUAGCCAACACUACCAUUCUACCUUCGCAACCAUCAUCGAAACAGACCUGGAUACACGACAACUCCACAACCAUGCCGUUCCGUGGGCCGCGAAGUGAUCGAUCAACCAAGCCAAAGGGGACGAUCAGAUCGCAUCUCAAGAGAUCUAACCAUAACGACUCGACAUCCAUCGACCUUGAUCGAUCUGCCCUUGAAAAUGAAGGACUAGGAAUCUAUACGAAUCUUGACCGCGAUCGGAGGUACGCUGACAUUGCUUCGUCCCGGAGAACUGGGCGGACCUCCCACAAUAGAUCUACAAGUGGGACAUCGCAAUUUUCUGCCACAACUUCGUCUACCACACAUAAACCAGGAUCUCAAUAUGUUCAUCCCAUGCGCCUGACUCCACGGCCCUAUACUCCGCCUAUAAGUCAGUCCUAUCAAAAUUCCGUCCUUGAGAGUGAACAGUCUACAGACGCCGGCCAGUUCAGCACGGACUUGGAUGACACAACGUCCGUCAGUCGGGAUUUCGCGCCAGCAUCGGAGACACAGCCAUAUCAGAUCAACACUACCUCAUUUACAAAUAUCUCCGCCCCAGUCCUAGCAAACCAUGCCCGAGGGAGCUAUGAAACUCCUUCACCCCUUUCAAGAAACUCUCUUGAAUUUACCUUCCGCUCAAGGACCCGUACCAAUACGGACCCGGCAGCUAGAGCGGCUGCCGUCGAGGCUGCCCGACAAGCGUUUGAGGACAAAGAGGCGGCCAAACAGCGCAAGCUGGAGAAGCAAAGCAUGAAAGCCCAGAAUCGUGAACUCCGACGACAGGAGAAAAAGGAGCAGCAAUUAAAUUCACUGUCCACCGCAGCUUCCCUCCGUAGACGCUCCAAUGACAAGAGAAAUUCCUCUGAAGGCCGCGGUUCCGGUCGCAAGUCAAUCAAUGAGAAGCGCGGUGAUGCGAUUGGUGACUAUGACUAUACGCAUGGUAACCGCAGUCGCACAUUUGAGAGCCCGAAGAGCGCUUGGGUUCUAUUCAUUACCUGGCUGCGGACAAAGCUUUUCAAAAUGGGCAGGAAGUUGAGCGUGAAGAGGAAGUCUUGAUUUUUUUUUUUUUCUUUUUCUUUUUUUGGGUUCUUUAUUCGUCUUUAUUACUACCAUGAGAUUUAUCGCCACGUAUAUCUAUAACGACCAUGACGAAGUGAGUUAGCGUUCUCUCUCGCUCUCUCUCUCCCGCACUCUGUCUCUCUCUCUCUCUGUUUCGUGUGUUAUAUUUUUUGGCUUCUGUUUUUAUAUUGCGAACUUCGGCGGGAUCCGUGACCAAGGGCAAUGACUAUAUGCGUUCUAUAUAAAGUCCCUAUUUUCGUGCACAGGGGCGAACAAAGUCGAGGUUGUGCACGGUCUACCUGUGAACAGUUUGGUAUGGCGUUCUUGUUCUGGAUCUUUAACGGGUAAGGCGUUUUUAUUUCGUGCAAGGAUGGGCAGGUUCCUUCAUUUCCUUCUGCUGUCAGGCUUUUGCAUCUAUUUCCUCUCCGCAUCUCAUUUUCAUUCUCCGGAGGAAAUUUUUCACGGGAUACCUCCAACUGAGUCUCUUUUAUUUUUAUUUUUUUUAUUUUAUCAUUAUACGCCGGCAUGCUUGGUUGUUUUUCCUGUGAUGGCUACAUGGGUUUUUUUGGGCGUUUUGACUGAAUCAAAGGAUGGGAAACAGCAGCAUCACUAUCGUCUUUCUCGUUUAUUUUCUUUUCUUUUUCAUUUUUCAUUUUUCAUUUUUUUAUUCCGUUGCUUGAAAAGACGGGUUGGCCAGCUUCCACUCAUUUUCAUCGGCGUGUACACAGUUUUAGUUUAACUACCUGACGAGAAUAUCCUAGGGUUUCUUGAAAGCUUGAGUGAGUCUUUUCAGGUAGCAUUGCAAUCCAGACUGGUUGACCAAAAAAAAACAGA